AUGAUAACAACAAACCUCUUUAGCUUUUCUCUCAUCACAUUCUCCCUCACCCUCCUUUUCCUCACUACACUACACAAUGACAAGCUUCAUGACCCUGAAGAAAACCGAUCAGCUCAUCACGAGUCUUUACAAAAACAUCUCUCUAGGAGAUCAUCGGCUAAAACCCCCGGGUGGUACCAAGUCAUUGCGAGAAGGACAAACGGCAGAAAAAAACUGAAGGUGGGCCGAAUUCGUCUCACAAACACAUCAUCAGCAUUUGAAAACCGCGAGUACUUGUAUGGGGACACGAUUGAGAUGAUAGAUAUACAAGUCCAGCGAGUCUCUAGGGACGUCAGGUGGGCCGACUUAUUCCCGGAGUGGAUUGAUGAGAGCCUGCCUUGGGACUCACCCGAUCAGUGCCCUCACAUUCCAAUGCCGGAGUUCGAAGAUUACAAUAUUGAUCUGGAUGUGGUGAUGGCCGAAGCCCCGUGUGGGGAAACAGUAAAAACGCGUAUUGGGAGAGAUUUUGGCCACGUUCUUAGGUUGCAAAUAAAUUUGGUGGUCGCUAACAUGUUGGUUAAAAGCGGGAGGCGGAUGUGGGCCGUGUUCGUGGGGUCGUGUGGCCCGAUGUCGGAGAUUUUUAGGUGUGAUGACCUAAUAUGGCAUGAAGGGGAUUAUUGGAUUUACAAGCCUGAUUUAGGGAGGUUGAAGCAGAAGCUUCGCAUGCCUGUGGGUUCAUGCCAACUUGCUCCUGCAUUUCCGGAGCAAAAAGUGAAUAACCGAGCAAGAAGAGAAGCUUAUGUCACGGUACUCCACUCGUCCGAGGACUACGUGUGCGGCGCCCUCGCCCUCGCCCAAAGCAUCCUCAACUCCAACUCCACACGAGACCUCGUCCUCCUAGCCGACCACUCCAUAACCCCCAAAUCCCGGCUCGGCCUCCGUGCCGCCGGCUGGAAAAUCCGGCACAUCAAGAGAAUCCGCAACCCCCACACCCAAACCGAGACCUACAACGAGUGGAACUACAGCAAGCUCCGAAUAUGGCAGCUCACAGACUACGACAAGCUCAUAUUCAUUGACUCCGACUUUUUAAUCUUAAAAAACACGGACAAGUUCUUCGCCCACCCCCAGCUGUCGGCUGCGGGCAACAGCCGCCACCUCUUCAACUCGGGCUUCAUGCUGGUGGAGCCCUCGGUCUGCACUUUCCGGGCCUUCAUGAGGCAGCGUGCUGAGGUGGCGUCGUACAACGGCGGGGACCAGGGGUUUCUGAACGAGGUGGUGACGUGGUGGCACAGGUGGCCGGCCAAGGUGAAUUUUCUCAAGGAUUUCGGGCCGGACGAGGGGACGCACGAGGAGAUACCGGAUGACGUGUACGCGCUGCAUUACUUGGGAUUUAAGCCGUGGAUGUGUAGAGGGAAGGAGCGUGACUGCAACUGGGACGUGCCGGAGAAUAGGCGCUUUGCGAGCGAUAAGGCGCAUAGGAUGUGGUGGCGGGUUUUCGAGGGGAUGGCCGACGAGCUUAGGGAUCUUUGCGUGAUUACGCCGGAGAUGGAGGGGAGGAUGGAGUUGCACAUAGCCAAGGGCUGA
Messenger RNA from Striga hermonthica, 1563 nucleotides. The record is from the annotation of a GenBank genome assembly. NCBI's taxonomy places the organism in Eukaryota, Viridiplantae, Streptophyta, Magnoliopsida, Lamiales, Orobanchaceae.